AUGCUCUCCAUCAAAAAUCUCUCAUUGGGACUUGGCGACCAUCACGGUCAAUUAAGUCCCAAACAAUGGCUUCAACAGUAUCAGAAAAAGUGCCAAAAAGAGCCGCCGUGUCUGCCGAGUUGCUCAACAUCGUGCUCCACGAGCACAUCAUCUGGAUAUCCGCUCCUCAGCACGUGCUACGAAACAAUUGGAGAUGAUAUGCCGUCGGUUUGGCAUUGUGCCAAAUAUAUCAACAUCCCGUACCGUUCCAAGCUCACCGAGCGCAUCGAGCCCGGACAAACUCUGAUCAUUCGUGGAAAGACCAUCGAUGAGUCGAAAAGAUUCAACAUCAACCUCCAUAAGGACUCUCCAGACUUCUCUGGAAACGACGUUCCACUCCAUCUGUCGAUCCGUUUCGAUGAGGGAAAGAUCGUCUACAACGCCUACACCAAGGGAGCUUGGGGAAAAGAAGAGCGCGCCAAGAAUCCAAUCAAGAAGGGCGACAAUUUCGACAUCCGUAUUCGUGCUCAUGACACCAAGUUCCAGAUUUCCAUCAACCAUAAGGAGGUGAAGAACUUCGAGCAUCGCAUUCCACUCAACUCGGUCUCUCACUUGUCCAUCGAUGGAGACGUUGUGCUCAACCAUGUCCAAUGGGGAGGAAAGUACUAUGUUACCAGUCCCAUACGAGAGCGGAAUCGCCGCCGACGGUCUCGUCCCAGGAAAGCACUCGUUGUCUACGGAACUCCAGAGAAGAAGGCCAAGAAGUUCAACAUCAACUUGUUGAAGAAGAACGGAGACAUCGCUCUCCACUUCAACCCACGCUUCGACGAGAAGAAGGAUUACGAUCCUUUUAUUGAAUCCAACGAGAGCGUCGUUCGCAACUCUCUUGUCAACGGAGAGUGGGGAAAUGAGGAGCGCGAGGGAAAGAAUCCGUUCGAGCGUCUCACCGCUUUUGAUUUGGAAAUCAGAAACGAGGAAUUCGCAUUCCAGAUCUUCGUCAACGGAGAGCGAUUCGCUAGCUAUGCUCAUCGUGUCGAUCCACACGACAUCGCCGGACUUCAGAUCCAGGGAGACAUCGAGUUGACAGGCAUCCAAGUCGUCAACAACUCACCAUCCCAAUAA
Molecule: messenger RNA, 1101 nt
Organism: Caenorhabditis briggsae
Lineage: Eukaryota; Metazoa; Nematoda; Chromadorea; Rhabditida; Rhabditidae
Gene: Cbr-lec-3
Product: Protein CBR-LEC-3
Exons: 10
Coding region: 1-1101 (366 amino acids)
Molecular function (GO): carbohydrate binding; galactoside binding
Source: RefSeq, a predicted model, not a curated record